AUGAGCGACACCCAACUAAUGCAAGUCUGCUCAGUCGGCGGAAAUCCCGUCUCCGCCUUUCUGUCCUGGAGGCUUCAGGCGACCAAUGCCUGCGACGUGACCCUCGUUUGGAAAUCCGGCUUUGAGCAUGUCGCCCAGUACGGCAUCUCGUUCAAAUCGCCCAUCUUUGGAAACGAGCGGUUCAAGCCUCGACACGUCGUUCGGAACCCCGAAGACGCAUCCAACAUCCGCGACGGUCCCUUCGACUACGUCGUCCUCUGCGUCAAGGCCCUCCCCGACGUCUACGAUCUUGCCGCCGUCAUCGACGCCGUCGUCACCCCCCAACACACGUGCAUCCUCAUAAACACGACGCACACGCUCGGCGUCGAGGCCGCCAUCGAGGAGCGCUACCCGACAAACGUCGUCCUCUCCCUCGUCUCCGGCGCCGAAUUGAUCCAGCUCGGCCAGAGCGAGUUUGAGCACAAGUCCUCGACCGAGAUUUGGGUUGGGCCCGCGAACAAGAGCAGCAACAUCCCGGUCUCGAUACAGGACAGCAUGGCCCAGGCGUUGGCCAUGACCCUCAGCACCGGUCAGGUCGAUUGCAAAGUCUCCCCCAACAUCCGCCAGCAGCAGUACGAGAGGGUCAUCGGACCCAUUUCCUUUCAUCCCGUCAGCGUUCUAUUCGAUACCCCCAACCACGCCGCCCUGUUGGACAAGGUCGGCGUCCGCGAGAUGGUGUCCGACGUCAUCGACGAGCUGUUGCGCCUCGCCGACGCCAGCGGCUGCAAGUUGUCGUCGGAUUUCAAGCAGCGCACAGUGGACGAAAUGACGAGACCGAACCUCCCGGAAAGCAUCAUGUGGCAGGACUAUGUCGCGAGACGGCCGAUGGAGGUCGAGACGUACCUCGGCUCCCCCAUCAAGCUGGCCCGCGACUUGAACGUCGCCGUGCCAAGGAUCGAGACCCUGUACGCCAUCCUCCACAACCUCAACAUCGUCAACAGGUCCAGGCCCAAGCCCGGAGAGGCCGUGCCCAUGAUGCCCCCGAGCUCCCCCACCGUCUCGACGUCGCUCCCGCGGAUGCCCUCGCUGCAAGGCCACCGCCCCAUGAUGCCCAACGGCAACGGCAUGCCCCGUCAGCCGCGGCCCAGAAACCUGUCCAACGUGAGCCAACCCGGCAGCAUGCGUCGCGGGCCCCCCUCGAUGGCCGGUGGCCCGCCCAACGGCUACCCGCGUCCCCCGCCCUCCUUGAACGGAGGGUCCAGAGACCCCUCGAGGCGGGGCUCCAUGGACGGCAACGACCUCGAAGAGUUCUCCCACCUCGUGCUCUACGACGACAUCCCCGAAGGCCAAGAGCCGACGAUUGGCGAUCCGGAGCUGGCCCUGCGGGAGCGAGAGCUCCAGCUUCGCCAGCGGGAGCUUGCCCUCAGGGAGCAGGAGAUGCGAAUGCGGCGCGGCCCGCCGCCGGGUCCCCGCCGCGGCCAUCACCUCGGCCCUCACCCCGGCUCCCUGCCCGUCUCUCACCCCGGCCCCCACCCGAUGCGCAACAGCCAGCAGGUCUUCGACGACGACGACGACGACGACGAUUUCGUGGACCCCUCCGUCGCCACCGGCGCCCCCACCAUCGACCCGGACAAUUUUGACAUGAUGAGCAUGACGUCUCGCAAGACUCGCAAGGCAAGCGGACCGUCGGCCGCCCAGUUCCGUCGAAAUCCCGAGGUCGACGGGCCUCUGCCGCCCUCCCGCGCCGGCAGGUACCGCCCGAGCUUUGGUCGCAACCGCGGGAGCCAUGUCAACCACGCGCCGGCCGUGACGGACAACAUCCUCGAGGACCCCAUGAUGGGCUUCACUUCGAACCGUUACGGCGCCGUCGACCGAGGAACCAUGGGCGCCAGCUCCCGAGCAAACUCUCUGACGGCUUCGAGGCUGGACGAGCUGCAGCACGGGUCGGCCAACGGCGGCUCCUCCGGAAGCAUGAACGGUGCCUACCCGCGUCGCGCCAGCCAGUCCCCCGGGAACCCGUAUUCCCCCUCGGUGCGCGGCGGCAGCGGCCGCCCCUCGCCUCCCAACGGCUUCGCCUCGUCGCCCAUGAACAGGCGCCCCUCGCCCUCCGACGGGGUUCGGCAACCCGUUCCGCGAUACCCGCCGGGACAGGGAAACGCUGUCGCUCCCCAGCAGGUCGAGCAGCAGAUAGGGGUGAGCGCCCUUGAUCCACCCAAGAAGCCCAGAAAUGUCCGUAGUCUGACGGGUAGUGCGAGUGCUAGCGCGGGCAGUGAUGAGGUCGACUCGGGGCAAUCGGCGCACAGCAGCCAGAGCAGCCUCGGGCAGGGGCCGAUCGCGACGGCGCGCUAG
Molecule: messenger RNA, 2328 nt
Organism: Drechmeria coniospora
Lineage: Eukaryota; Fungi; Ascomycota; Sordariomycetes; Hypocreales; Ophiocordycipitaceae
Product: 2-dehydropantoate 2-reductase
Exons: 4
Coding region: 1-2328 (775 amino acids)
Cellular component (GO): cytoplasm
Molecular function (GO): oxidoreductase activity
Source: RefSeq, a predicted model, not a curated record